Betta splendens (Siamese fighting fish) is the source of this 1427-nucleotide messenger RNA. RefSeq names its product peptidyl-prolyl cis-trans isomerase FKBP1A-like. Gene Ontology annotation, molecular function: peptidyl-prolyl cis-trans isomerase activity. The coding region runs from base 99 to 422 and encodes 107 amino acids. The transcript has 4 exons. NCBI's taxonomy places the organism in Eukaryota, Metazoa, Chordata, Actinopteri, Anabantiformes, Osphronemidae. The record is from RefSeq and is a predicted model, not a curated record.
GCCAAUCCGCCGCUCGCACCGCACCGUCCUCCUACGGCUGGAUUCCGGUUUAACGUUACCGCCCAGUCGUACACAGGGAGGACUACACGAAAAGAACAAUGGGAGUCGAUAUUGAGACCAUUAGACCUGGAGACGGUAGGACUUUUCCCAAGCGAGGAUGUACCGUCACUGUCCACUACGUCGGCACGCUGACAAAUGGAAAGAAAUUUGACUCAUCCAGGGACAGGGGAGAGCCCUUCCAGUUCAAUCUGGGAAAGGGUGAAGUUAUUCGUGGUUGGGAUGAGGGUGUAGCUCAGAUGAGCGUGGGCCAAGUGGCCAGGUUGAUCUGCUCACCAGACUACGCGUAUGGACCCAGGGGAUACCCGCCCACUAUCCCGGCAAAUGCCGUUCUCGUCUUUGAAGUGGAGCUUCUCCAUUGCUGAGUGUUUAAGCUAAAGGUUCCUCACCAGAGUUUGUCUUUCAUUCCACCCACAUUUCAGACGCACAUAGCUUUAGUUUGAUUGAAGGUGCUGUCAUAAGCAUUUACCAACAAUAAAUUUUUUGUAGAAAUAUUUCUAAUAUGGUAUAAUUAAAAUAAAUGGAAAACAUAUGAGACCUUGCUAAUUUCAGUGGUAAUGUUGGAUCCACUGUCUUACAUAUCGUUAGAUGAGAAGAUUGUUAAUGCUCACAAAUGCCUGCCAGCAUCUAUAGACUAGGUGGCGUCAAUCUUAUCAUCCUACUCGGCGGCAAAAUAUCGUUUUUGAAAUGUCAUCUAAAAAUCCAACGUGUUUCAGGUUAUUUGCCAAAUUGUAAACUGUAAAUUAUUCAUCUUAAUGUUAUCAGAAUUGUAUCUUCAGAGAAUUGCUACACAGGACCUCUUCAAGAGUUAUUUGUGCUUCACUUUUACAUAUGCCUAUAGAAUGUUUAGCCAUUCUUUAACAAUGUAUGAUAAAUAGGAUAAGAACAAACAAGCCUGAACCAGUGGAGCUGAUUGCACGUUUGAGGGCCACCAAUCCAUGUCUUCAUAGGUUCAUACCAGCUAAGGUGGUAAUGACUUAUGUCAAAAGUGCGCAUGUAACACCUUUACUGAAGUGUUUUUUUUUCUAGCAUGAAUUUCACAACCAUAAAUGCAUUACGAGCUUAAAAACUCUGACACAAUGUAAAGACACACUUUGUAUGUUUGGAAACAACAGCUUAUGAUUUUAAAUGAUUUUUCAUCAGUGCUUUUGUUGGCAAUCGUAGAAUUUGGGAAAAAACACGUAGAAACCCAUUCCCUACAUAAUAUCUAGAGACUUUUGUUGAGUUGUAGGCCUGAAGUGCUCUUGUAUUAUGAUCUAUUGUGCAGCCUUCUUCCCCAUUAAUGGUUUAUUCCUUCACUUUGUCAUUCGUGUGGAAUUGUCAUCACUUGAUAUUGCAUUUCUUGCAUUAAAAUCGGACCAUAUACAUAA